CCAGCAAAUAAAGAAUCAGCUCCGCAGAAAAGCUCUGUGAGUGUCAUGAGCGGGAGGACGAAACCUUCUGCAGGUGAGAUCAUAACCUCAGACUCUGAUCUCGGCUACAAAAUAAGUGAUAACAGCGCUAUCCAUAUGGAAGAUCUCGAGGCUGGUAAUUGCUUCCUAAAAAGGGCACAACGAGCUGUAGGACGCCUGGGUAUAGAGCAGCGCGGCAUCGAGCGCGUACCAGAGGACGAAAGAACCGAUGUCUCGAUGACGAACAUUGGGAGCUUGUGGCUCUCUGCAAACAUGACCGUGUCGACAUUUGCUGUUGGCAUGCUUGCCAGACCCGUCUUCAAACUUGGCUUUUUUGAUGCCGCAUUGACAAUAAUAUUUAUCAACAUGCUUGGUACCAUACCUGUUGCUUUCUUUGCAACAUUCGGCCCGCAAUUUGGUCUCAGGCAGAUGAUUCUCUCUAGAUUCUGGUUUGGAUACAAUGGCGUCAAAUUUAUCACUGUGUUCAACAUCAUGGCAGGACUCGGCUGGUCUUCAGUCAACUGCAUUGUGGGCGCUCAGCUCCUACAUACCGUCACCAACUCCAUGCCAGGAUAUGCCGGCGUACUUGUGAUUUCGCUGUCGACACUAGUGAUCACAACUUUUGGAUACAAAAUCGUCCAUUUAUAUGAAAAGUACGCCUGGAUACCAGUAUUCGUCAUAUUUGUGAUUGUUGCCGGCGUUUUCAGCCAGACCGGUCAAUUCAAUAGUCCCUUAUCCCUGGCCACGGGGUCGGAAGAGGCCGGUGCCGUUUUAAGCUUCGGUGCCUCUAUAUUUGGCUUCGCCACCGGCUGGGCGGGUCUCAGCGCCGACUAUACAGUCUACCAGCCAGUAACUCGCUCACGGACAACCGUCUUCGCAGUGACCUCUGCGGGCCUCUUCCUCCCGCUCUGCUUUAACGAGCUCCUCGGUGCGGCUGUCAUGACAGCCUCAGCAGCGAAUAUGGACUAUGCCAAGGCGUAUUCCGACUCCCAAGUCGGUGGUGUGCUGGGCCAGGUUUUGGUUCCAUCUCUUGGCCGUUUUGGACAUUUUUGUCUUGUUGUUCUCGCCCUAUCCAUCAUUGCCAAUAACUGCCCAAAUAUCUACUCUGUCUCACUUUCAGUGCAAGUUCUAGCCUCGUCGACGCAGCACGUGCCUCGUUUCAUCUGGACAAUGGUAGCUACGGGUGUGUACAUUGCCAUCUCGAUUCCCGGUUACGACAACUUCGAGGCAUGGCUCAGCAACUUCAUGGUGAUCAUAGGAUACUGGCUCGCAGCAUACGAGGCGAUCGCCCUCGUCGAGCACUUUGCAUUCCGGCGCGGCUACGCCGGAUACGACCCCGAUCAGCACGCCGACCCGGACCGACUGCCCCCAGGCUACGCCGCACUCACUGCCUUUGCGUGCGGCGCCUCCGGUGCCAUACUCGGCAUGAAGCAGCUCUGGUACACGGGGCCUAUCGGCAGACUCGCUGGUGGCGACGGUGGUGGCGACCUGGGCUUCGAGCUGGCAUUUGCGUUUGCGGCCGUUGCGUAUCUUGGGUUGAGAACGCUUGAGAAGAGGAGGAUUGGGAGAUGA
Messenger RNA from Pyricularia pennisetigena, 1590 nucleotides. RefSeq lists its product as uncharacterized. Bases 46 to 1590 code for a protein of 514 amino acids. NCBI's taxonomy places the organism in Eukaryota, Fungi, Ascomycota, Sordariomycetes, Magnaporthales, Pyriculariaceae. The record is from RefSeq and is a predicted model, not a curated record. The transcript has 4 exons. Gene Ontology annotation, biological process: transmembrane transport. Gene Ontology annotation, cellular component: fungal-type vacuole membrane; plasma membrane. Gene Ontology annotation, molecular function: transmembrane transporter activity.